Molecule: messenger RNA, 402 nt
Organism: Selaginella moellendorffii
Lineage: Eukaryota; Viridiplantae; Streptophyta; Lycopodiopsida; Selaginellales; Selaginellaceae
Exons: 3
Coding region: 41-328 (95 amino acids)
Source: RefSeq, a predicted model, not a curated record
AACUAGGGCUUUUGGCUGUUCUUCGUCUAGAGGAGGAGCGAUGGGAGUGUCGGGAGCGGUAAAGAGGGGAUCGCGCUGGCUCAAGCCUGAGGUUAUCCCCUUGAUCGGCUUCAUCGGCGCGGCCAUGGGGCUUGCAUCAUUCAUGUGUGUGAGGAAUCUCAUGCUCAAUCCGGAAGUGAGGAUAAACAAGGAGGAUCGAAGCGCUGGGCUCGUCCAGAAUUACAAGGAGGGGUACGAGUACCACGAGCACGGAUUGAGGCAUUACAUGCGCAACAGGAAGUCCGAGAUCAUGCCCCGGAUCAACGAGUACUUCACCAAGACGAGCUAAAAUCUUUCUUCUUUCUCUGGUUGUCUCAAUAAACCACUGAUCAAUUCAAAGGGGAAAAGUCGAGAAUAUCCUUA